UCUGCAUCGCCCACGCGGCCGAGCCCUGCUGCUCUUAAACCCCGGAAAAACCACACUCAUCAAACGCAUAGCCCCGGAACGGACACCACGAUGCCGGCCUCCAUCGCGGUCUUCCUGUGCCUGCUCUCGGUGGCCAACGCGGCGGCAAUGGAUCCGGCGGAGAGGGAGACGCUGUUCCUCGUCAUGGACGCCGUCUCCUCCGACCGGGACUGGCGCUCCGAGAGCCCCGACCCCUGCGGCGCGCCCUGGCCGGGGCUCGAGUGCAAGCCGGCGCCCGGCACCGCCGCGCCGCUGCACGUCACGCGGCUGGACUUCGGCGUGGAGCCCAACCCGUCGUGCAAGGACGCGGCCACCUUCCCGCCCCAGGUGCUCACGCUGCCCCGCCUCCAGUCCCUCUUCUUCGUCGACUGCUUCAACAACCCGGCCGCCGUCACCGCCCUCGUCCUCCCUUCCGCCAACCUCUCGUCCUCCACCCUGCAGCAGCUCAGCAUCCGGGCCAACCCGUCGCUGUCCGGCGUCAUGCCGCCGCAGCUCGUCAGGCUCAGGUCCCUCCAGGUGCUCACCAUCUCCCAGAACGGCCUCGUCCGUGGUGAGAUCCCGCAGGGCAUCGGCGAGCUCAAGUCGCUGGUGCACCUCGACCUCAGCUACAACUCCCUCUCCGGGCCGGUGCCCAGCCGGAUCAGCGAGCUCAAGGGCUUGGUCGGCCUGGACCUCAGCUACAACGCGCUGUCCGGCCCCAUCCCCAGCCGGAUCGGCGACCUGAACCAGCUGCAGAAGCUGGACCUGAGCUCCAACAACCUCACCGGCGGCAUUCCGGACACCGUCGCCAACCUCACCUCCCUCACCUUCCUGGCGCUAAGCAACAACGGCCUCAAUGGGCACUUCCCCCCUGACCUCUCCGGUCUCCGGAACCUCCAGUAUCUGAUCAUGGACAACAACCCGAUGGACGUCCCGCUGCCGUCUGAGCUCGGCAGCCUCGCCCGUCUUCAAGAACUCCGGCUAGCCGGCUCCGGCUACUCGGGGCCGAUACCGGCGGCGUUUGGACAGCUGGCGAGCCUGACGACGCUUUCGCUCGAAGACAACAACCUCACGGGUGAGAUUCCCGCGGGGCUGAGCAGACUGCACAGGAUAUACCACCUGAACCUGAGCAACAACGGGCUGGGCGGGGCCGUGCCGUUCGACGGCGCGUUCCUGCGGCGGCUCGGCCGCAACCUCGACCUCAGCGGCAACUCGGGGCUGUGCCUGGACGUCGUGCGGGACGUCGGCGUCGGCGUUGGUGCCUGCCAUGGCGGCGGCGGCGGUGAUGGUUCCUUGGCGCGUGACUCGGUGAGCAGUGCUGCCAGGGGAGUGAUGGCGAGGGGUUCCACGGACAGUUUCCGGUUUCGCCUGCUCGGCCCAGUGUGCGUGGUAGUGAUCUGCAUUUUUCUUUCCUCCGAAUGAGUAUGCGUAGUGCUGAUAGGACCAACUGCCCAUGUACGUACUUGUGUGUUGUAAAAUUGUAAUGCUAAUUUGUCUA
Aegilops tauschii subsp. strangulata is the source of this 1516-nucleotide messenger RNA. RefSeq lists its product as uncharacterized. The record is from RefSeq and is a predicted model, not a curated record. Gene Ontology annotation, molecular function: protein binding. Lineage: Eukaryota; Viridiplantae; Streptophyta; Magnoliopsida; Poales; Poaceae.